AUGGCCUCCCCUUCUCUUGUCACCAUUCCAUCCGCCCACGAAGGGACCCUCCAAGACACUGCCCGAAGCGCACGACCCACGCCUCUCCAUGCCCACUCAGACGUCUCCGAAGACACCAUGGACCUGGAGAAGCAACAGACCUCAGAGCCCCCAGAAGCCAUUCCCACGGAAGACAUGCCCAACCUCCCCUACCGCACCCUAACCCGCGCCGCUACCAUGACCGAAUACACCCAUGAAACCCCCAGCGGCCUGCAACCCGUCGUGUCCCACAAAUCCGGCAAACUCGAACGUUUCGAGCUCGUCACGUUCAAGGAGAAUGACCCAAGCAACCCGAAGAACUGGAGCGAAGCGUACAAAUGGUGGUGCACGAUGGUGGUUGCGAUAACCUGUUUUAUCGUCGCGUUUAAUAGCGCUGUGAUUACGGCGGAUGUGGAAGGGGUGUGUGAGGAGUUUGGUGUUAGUCAGGAGAUUGGGUUGUUGACUGUGACGCUGUUCGUCGUUGGCUUUGGUGUCGGGCCGAUGGUUUUCGCGCCGUUGAGUGAGAUUAUCGGUCGGAGGCCUGUGUAUGCCGUGACGCUGGCGAUUGCAGUGGUAUUCAUCAUUCCCUGUGCGGUAGCGAAGAAUAUUGGCACGCUGCUGGUAUGUCGCUUCAUCGACGGCAUUGCGUUCUCGGCACCGAUGACUCUGGUCGGCGGGACGCUGGCGGAUAUGUGGAAGAACGAGGAGCGAGGCGUGCCUAUGGCUGUGUUUAGCGCUGCUCCGUUCAGCGGUCCGGCCGUUGGUCCGUUGGUCGGCGGCUUUCUUUCAUUUGCAACUGGCUGGCGAUGGCUAUACUGGAUCCAGCUUAUCCUAUCUGGUGUCUGCUGGGUCGUUAUCACCUUCACCGUCCCUGAGACUUACGCACCUACGAUCCUUUCUCGCCGAGCAAAGCAGAUGCGAAAAGAGCUGAACGACGACAAGUAUGUUACAGAGUUGGAGCUGAACGAGAGACCUCUGGCGGAGAGGCUGCGAAUCUUCUUGAUCCGGCCCUUCUUGCUGCUCUGUCGUGAGCCCAUUGUGAUGUGCAUAUCACUGUACAUGAGUUUGCUCUACGGCCUGUUGUACAUGUUCUUCGUAGCUUUUCCAAUUGUCUACCAAGAAGGCAAAGGAUACUCGGCAGGCAUCACAGGUUUAAUGUUCAUACCCAUCGCCGUCGGCGUGGUCCUGAGCGCCCUUUGCGCGCCGCUGGUGAACAACCACUACCUCAAGCUGGUCAAGAAGCACAACGGCAAGCCACCGGCAGAAGCCCGACUCGUGCCCAUGAUGUUCUCCUGCUGGCUCAUCCCCACCGGCAUGUUCAUCUUCGCCUGGACAUCCUAUCCCCGCCUCUCCUGGGCCGGUCCAGCAAUGGGCGGCCUCCCCGUCGGCUUUGGCUUCAUCUUCCUCUACAACUCGGCCAACAACUACCUCGUUGACAGCUACCAGCAUCAAGCCGCGUCCGCUCUGGCUGCGAAGACUUUCUUAAGGUCUCUCUGGGGCGCCUCGACUGUGUUGUUCACAAUUCAGAUGUACCAUACGCUAGGGUAUCAGUGGGCUUCGUCGUUGCUCGCGUUCCUCAGUCUUGCGGCUUGUGCAAUCCCGUUUGUAUUUUAUUUCAAGGGGGCGGCGAUCAGGAAAAUGUCGCACUAUGCUUAUGCUGGGGAUAAGGAGUGA
This is a messenger RNA of Saxophila tyrrhenica, 1692 nucleotides long. It is a transcript of the gene NAG4, whose product is annotated as Synaptic vesicle transporter SVOP. The record is from RefSeq and is a predicted model, not a curated record. Bases 1 to 1692 code for a protein of 563 amino acids. The transcript has 5 exons. NCBI's taxonomy places the organism in Eukaryota, Fungi, Ascomycota, Dothideomycetes, Mycosphaerellales, Extremaceae. Gene Ontology annotation, biological process: transmembrane transport. Gene Ontology annotation, molecular function: transmembrane transporter activity. Gene Ontology annotation, cellular component: plasma membrane.